Neolamprologus brichardi is the source of this 2802-nucleotide messenger RNA. The record is from RefSeq and is a predicted model, not a curated record. NCBI's taxonomy places the organism in Eukaryota, Metazoa, Chordata, Actinopteri, Cichliformes, Cichlidae.
UCAGGAGGUGGCUCGUGGUUUUAACGUCAUAUCUCUCCUCUUGUUUACACCUUCCUAUACGUGAAAAUAUAUUUUAGCUGGAUUCAGAACCAGCUUCCGGCCAGUGUUUGUGAUCAUGAGCGUCGCGUGGAGCUGUGGAGCGUGUCCGGUCUGCUUUAGGUGCCGUUUAUCUGCCUUCUACUGAUUUCCGCUCCUUAGCGUCUCGCCACAGUCCCGCAGCGAUGUGCGGAGAAGGGGACGAGGCGCAGGACGACUGCGGCUCCCGGGAGGAGUGGACGCUGCUGUUCUGGACCUCCGUGGCCGUCGUGGUUCCGGUCAUCAUCACGCUGUGGUGCAGCGCACAACGCUCCAAGAGGAAGUCGCACAUGAAGGAUUUCUUUCGCAAGAGCAAGCACGGCUGGCAUUACACCGACCUGUUCAACAAGCCCACCUACUGCUGCGUGUGCUCCCAGCACAUCCUGCAAGGCGCUUUCUGCGACUGCUGCGGCGUGUGCGCCGACGAGCAGUGCCUGCGCCGGGCCGACCGCAGCCUGUCCUGCAAGGAGAUCAUGGCCCCCUCCAGCCCCGAAGGAGCCAUGGAGCAUCGCUGGGUCCGCGGGAAUGUGCCUCUGGCCAGUUACUGUGCUGUAUGCAAGCAGCAGUGUGGGACCCAGCCGAACUGCUCCUCCUUCAGGUGUGUGUGGUGCCAGACCACGGUGCACGAUGACUGCAUGGAGAGCUUGACGGAUGGAGACGUGUGCGACUUGGGCGAGUUCCACAACCUCAUCAUCCCCCCUCACUACCUCUACCGUGUCAACAAGCUGCGCCGCAGGCACCCCGACGAGUACAGCAAGCUCGGCUCUUCCUGUGGCAGCGGCUGGACUCCAGUGUUGGUCUUGGCUAACACGCGUAGUGGGAACAACAUGGGGGAGGUGCUGCUGGGCGAGUUUCGCACCCUCCUCAACCCGGUGCAGGUGUUUGACUUAUCUCAGCUGACUCCUUCCAAAGCCCUCCAGCUGUGCACCCUCCUUCCCCCCGGCAGCGUCCAGGUGCUGGUGUGCGGAGGUGAUGGCACGGUGGGAUGGGUGCUCGAUGCCAUCGAUGCUAUGAAGCUAAAGGGCCAGGACCAGUUCAUCCCCAGGGUGACCAUCCUGCCUCUGGGGACAGGAAAUGACCUCUCUAACACUUUAGGCUGGGGAGCUGGCUAUGCUGGAGAGAUCCCCGUGGAGCAGGUUCUCCGUAACAUCCUUGAUGCUGAAGUGGUGAAAAUGGACAGGUGAGCGGUGUUGAUAUUGAUGACAGACGCUGGAUUUCCUCCUCAGGUUCUGUCCAUGAACAACUACUUCUCUGUGGGGCCCGACGCUCUGAUGGCGCUCAGUUUCCAUGCGCACCGUGAGAAAACGCCCUCCUUCUUCUCCAGCCGCAUCAUCAACAAGGCUGUGUACUUCCUGUAUGGCACCAGAGAUUGUUUAGUGCAGGAAUGUAAAGAUCUGGAUAAGAGGAUCGAGCUGGAACUGGAUGGGGAAAGGGUGGAGCUUCCCAGUUUGGAAGGCAUCAUAGUCUGUAACAUCGGCUACUGGGGCGGAGGCUGCAGGCUGUGGGAGGGUAUGGGAGACGAACCGUGCCCCCCUACCCGGCUGGAUGAUGGCCUGUUGGAGGUGGUGGGUGUGUUUGGCUCCUUCCACUGUGCGCAGAUCCAGGUCAAGCUGGCCAACCCUGUACGGCUGGGACAGGCUCACACUGUCAGACUGGUUCUGAAGAGCUCCACGAUGCCCAUGCAGGUGGAUGGAGAGCCGUGGGCGCAGGGCCCCUGCACCAUCACCAUCACCCAUAAGACCCAGGCUUUUAUGCUGUACCACAGCGCAGAGCAGACGGACGAUGACGACGAUGAAACCAGCGCCUCUGAGACGGAGAGCCCGACUCCUCACGACUCACCCAGGGCGCCGGGGCCGGCGUCUGCUCGAGCGUGACCCGCCACAAACAUCGUGUGACGUGAAGCUCUUGUUAUCCUCGUUACUUAUUUCUGCCUAGUUUGCAUUAUUCCCUCCUUUGCAUUAGUCUUCCUCCUCCGAGGUCUUUGCAGUCACAUCGUGAUGAUUAGAACAGACGUUUUAAUUUAGAAUCUUUUCAGAGAGCUCACAGACGGAGAAAGAUUAGUUUGUUACUGAGCUGGCGUGAAUUGUUUCUUCGGUCUUUUAUCUGCACACUCCCCUUUUAACUCAGAGCUCAGGCAGUCUCUCCUUGGAGAGACUGCUCUUUAAUUGCACUGAUCCUCCGUGCCAUAGAUAAUCUAUAGACGACGAUACUGUAUUUAUUACUCUGUAUUUACAAUUGAAUUCUCCGUGCUGCCCUGCAGGUAUCGGUGAGCCAUUCUAACAGGUUGCCCAGGUUUAACCGACCCCUAAAAGCCAUGUUUAAAUCAACAGCAGGUGAUGACGUUGUGUUUGUUGAGAGAACAGCAGGUUGCGCUGUCUGCUUGAUGCUUUAUUUCCCACAAAUUUUGUAUUCCACAAAAAGCACAAAAAGUGAAAGACCUGCGUUUGCUGGCAGGCCCCAGUGGCUCAUGUGUCAAAUGUGUUAUCGUCUUUGAGGAGCCUCAUCGUCACACUGCCGGCAGGUUUUUAGUCACACAGGCUUUGAAAUGUGUGGACUCGAUGGGGCGUGGACUCUGAUAAAACCGCAGUGUGUUGUCAAUCAGCAGACAUCAGUGUUUACGUUAAAGUGCACUGCCAUUUGACAAACUGUUAAAUUAUAAUACGUUAAAGUGUAUAAACUAUGGUUGACAUUCCUGUGUGAGCUACAGGAAAUAGCCAGAGUUGCUGA